This is a messenger RNA of Biomphalaria glabrata, 1004 nucleotides long. RefSeq names its product low-density lipoprotein receptor-related protein 4-like. The record is from RefSeq and is a predicted model, not a curated record. Bases 73 to 918 code for a protein of 281 amino acids. The transcript is spliced from 7 exons. NCBI's taxonomy places the organism in Eukaryota, Metazoa, Mollusca, Gastropoda, Planorbidae. Gene Ontology annotation, molecular function: protein binding.
AACUAAAAUAUAAAGUAAAAAGAAAAGUAUUGUUGUAAUUCUUAUCUUGCUUGCAGAUUAUUUGAAAACAGAAUGGCUGCCGAGAAAUUGUGUUUUGUGCUCCUGGUGCUAAUGGUGACGCUAGUUGGCAGUAAAAUUCAAAAAGAGAAAUUCAAGAAGGAAUCAGAAGAGAGGUCCUUGAGACAAGUGACGUGUGGUGCAAACCAGUUCCACUGCGCAGACGGGCUGGAUUGUUUUCCCGCCAGCUUCUACUGCGAUAAAGCUGUGGACUGCCGGGAUGGAUCAGACGAAGUCGGCUGUCCUGAAAACUGCACUGGUCCAAAUGAGUUCAAGUGUCAGAAUGGUAACUGCAUCCCUAAAAGUUUUGUCUGUGACACUGACAACGACUGUGGGGACAUGUCUGAUGAAGUAGACUGCCACCUACGUGAAUGUGAUGCUGGUGAAGUGAAGUGUGACAACCAUAAAUGUAUCCCACAAAACUGGGUCUGUGACGGGGGCAAUGACUGCGGCACCAACUGGGACGAACGUAAUUGCGUUCAAUCCUGUGAAGCUGAGCACUUCAUGUGUGCCGACGGCUCCAAAUGUGUUCCUGAUCACUGGGUGUGUGACCACGCCUAUGACUGCCACGACCGAACAGAUGAAGUAGGCUGCAUAUGUAACGAGACGACGCACUUCCAAUGUCCGGACGGCCGCUGCAUCAAUGGAGCCUGGAGAUGUGAUCGAGAUAACGACUGCGGGGACGCCUCUGAUGAACUGGGAUGUCCUACGCUUCACCCUUCCAUCUGUCUUGACUACCUGGGAAUCCGUGACUGUGCCCUGCUGAACGAGACCACUCACCCCAUAUGUCUGAACCACGAAGACGGGUACAAGUACUGCCGGGAGUACUGCAGGCUGUGUGCCACAAGGAUUAAAAUUUAAUCUAUUUAUUUUGGUUGUAAACUCGGGACUCGAUGACUGGCCCCUGCCAUGUACUUGUUGAUCAGUAAUAAAUAUUUGCAAACGAA